Molecule: messenger RNA, 621 nt
Organism: Microsporum canis CBS 113480
Lineage: Eukaryota; Fungi; Ascomycota; Eurotiomycetes; Onygenales; Arthrodermataceae
Exons: 3
Coding region: 1-621 (206 amino acids)
Biological process (GO): mitochondrial electron transport, NADH to ubiquinone
Source: RefSeq, a predicted model, not a curated record
AUGUUGUCGUCUACACGAUCACGGUUGUGCCUUUUCACGGCGCAGUCGCCCCGUUUCAUCCCGCGAGCGACAUAUACCUCGACGGUCCCUCGUUUGAGCGAAAACACUAUUCCCACGAACAACCCAAACCCUUCGAAGCCCGUAACGAGUGUAUCCGAGACCAAUGCUAGACAACCCGCAUCGAUGCAAGAGACGGUUGAGCAGGCGCAAAGACAGCUAGCCAUGCAGGCUCCAAACCGAGCCACCACUUGGGCUAAGGGUCAGCAAGAGAGAUCCAAGGCCAUGGCUGGCCCACGGUUCGAGCAGACAAUCAUAGAUUUCCAGCCUCAACCAUACGCUGCUAUUGACCUGAUCCACAAGCAGCCUGUGCGAUGGACAAAGGAGAGGAUUGUAUCGUGUGAUGGCGGUGGUGGCCCACUCGGCCACCCCAGGAUAUUCAUCAACACCGACAAACCCCAGAUCUGCCCUUGCGAGUACUGUGGCCUUCCCUUCGCAAAUGAACACCACCGCUCGGUACUAGAGGCUCAGCCCAGAACCUCGUACCCUCUUGAGCCUACCGGUGAUGCAGCUGAGGUCAAUGAAACGCAACGUAUUACUCCAUCUGGCUUUGAGCAGCGAUAA